CGCGCAGACUCAGAGCCCUCUCCUGAAGGCCGGGCUGAGAGGCGGGGCGGCAGCUGCGCGCGUGCGCAGACGGGAGCUGAGGGCCGGCGGAGCCCCGGCCGGACUGGCGUGAGCGGUUGGAGACACGAUGCAGGACCCCAACGCAGACACUGAGUGGAAUGACAUCUUACGCAAAAAGGGCAUCUUGCCCUCAAAGGAAAGUUUGGAAGAUUUGGAAAAGGAGGCAGAAGAGGAGGAGCAGAGAGUCCUCCAGCAGUCAGUGGUGAAAACAUAUGAAGAUAUGACUUUGGAAGAGCUGGAGGAUCAUGAAGAUGAAUUUAAUGAGGAGGAUGAACGUGCUAUUGAAAUGUACAGGCAGCAAAGACUGGCUGAGUGGAAAGCAACUAAACUGAAGAAUAAAUUUGGAGAAGUUUUGGAGAUCUCAGGAAAGGAUUAUGUUCAAGAAGUUACCAAAGCCGGUGAGGGCUUGUGGGUAGUCUUACACCUUUACAAACAAGGGAUUCCCCUUUGUGCCUUGAUAAAUCAGCACCUCAGUGGACUUGCCAGGAAGUUUCCUGAUGUCAAAUUUAUCAAAGCCAUUUCAACAACCUGCAUACCCAAUUAUCCUGAUAGGAAUCUGCCCACGAUAUUUGUUUACCUUGAAGGUGAUAUCAAGGCUCAGUUUAUUGGUCCUCUGGUGUUUGGCGGCAUGAACCUGACCAGAGAUGAGCUGGAGUGGAAACUGUCUGAGUCUGGAGCAGUCAAGACAGACCUGGAGGAGAACCCUAAGAAACCGAUUGAAGACACAUUGCUGUCCUCAGUGCGGUGCUCUGUCCCCCUGAGGAGGGAUAGUGAUUCUGAGGACGACUAAGGCUGCAGCUGCCACAGCUUGCCGAACUUUCUUGAUGUGACAAAUUGUCUGGAUUUUUGUAAACAAGAAAAAGUAAGAAUGAAUCAUUUGGGUUUUCAAAGCCUUUUAUAAUUAUGUUUCAAAUCUCAUACAUUUUAGAAAUGAUUAUUGCUGGGAAUUCUAUCAAAUUUCUUGGAACUCUUUUUAAAUUAUAACAUUUCUUUAAAAAAAAAUUAAAAACAGCCAUUGAUAUGGCAAAUGUCUAUGUUUUUCUCACUUAUAUUUUAAGUAAGCCAUAAAACCUAGUCACUAUUUUUUGAUGUACAACUAUAUAUAAAAAGAAAUAUGGAGUUUUAAGUAAAUGUGAAUAAAUUAUACAGUGGAAAAUGGCAAACUAAGCUUUAUAGUUACAUUUUUUAUUUUUAUUUUAUAAAGAUAGCAAUACAAUUAUCAACUCAACAUAGAGGAACAAUCUCUAGAAAAAAAAUCUUAGUAUUUAUCCUAUUUAGAAGAAAUAGACAAUAAUUUUUGUGAAACAAACAUUGUCUUAUCAAAGCAAUAAUGGAAAGAUUCCAGUUUACUGCCAUAUUUGAUUAAAUGUUUUUUCUAGUUAAUAUUUGUGUUGGGGACUGUCGAGGUAUCAGCUAUUUUCGUUACUAUAAAAGGUCACACUAAAUUCUUUUUUGGAAAUAAAGAUAUAAUCACACAUAAAAAGAGAUUAACUAUGUCAUUCAGUCAAUAAAAAACAUCAAGUUGUUUUGUGAA
Microcebus murinus (gray mouse lemur) is the source of this 1594-nucleotide messenger RNA. It is a transcript of the gene PDCL3, whose product is annotated as phosducin like 3. The record is from RefSeq and is a predicted model, not a curated record. Gene Ontology annotation, cellular component: cytoplasm. Gene Ontology annotation, biological process: positive regulation of gene expression; protein folding; angiogenesis. Lineage: Eukaryota; Metazoa; Chordata; Mammalia; Primates; Cheirogaleidae. Gene Ontology annotation, molecular function: protein folding chaperone; vascular endothelial growth factor receptor 2 binding.